AUGGACGAGCGGCUACUGCUUCAGCUGGAUGAGCGCGAAGGGAAGCUGGGGAAGGUGCUGGCUCAACAAGAGAGCAUCUUGCAGCGAGCGAUUCUGGAAAGCUUUGACCAAAUGCGUCACGACUUGAAUCUGAAAGCGGUGCAAAGACUGCAUCCUGAGCCGGCUCCAGGGAGCCUCUCAGAAGAGCCGAAUGUGCUGAGCCAGCUGAAUGGCACUUGGCAGCCACAUGCCUUGGGCGAUGAUCACAUUGCUAUGUCUCCCGUUCCGAGUCUUCCGAGUGAGCAUUAUCUCUCGGAGUCCAUGGUGGUUACAUUCCCGCCAGGAGUUGAUUCGCCUGGUUCCGUAUCAACAGGACAGGUGAGCGCUCAGGCGGAUGCAGCAUCGAGAAAUUUGUCUAACGUCUUUCGAAACGUGACAGACCUCACGACCGCUCCAGAGUAUGACCAGAAUUACAUCUCGGGGCGAUGGAUCCGGUUCCUGGACUACAUUGCCGCAGCCUUUGUCGUCCUGAAUUCAAUCGCGUUAAUCUUGGAGCUCGAGCUGGAAGGAAGAGCUGCGCACAUCGACAUGAUGUCCAGUGGCCCACGUUCGACAGACCAGCUGCGGCCGUACUGGCGCGCCGUGGAUGGCACUUUCGAUGCUGUCUUCCUCUUCGAGCUCCUUUGUCGAGUGGCGGUGGAAAGAGGCAGCUUUCGGCACAGCUUCGCAAACCUGUACGAUUGCUUGCUGGGCAUGUUUGCAGCCAUCGAUCUGUUCGUCGUGCUGCUGCAAGAGGCAGACCGUAGCAACCUGGGCACCGUUCCACGCAACGUUUUGCGAGCUAUCAGCUCUUUGCGAGCAUUGCGCCUUCUUCGUGUGUUGCGGCUGUGCAAUGGCCUUCAAGUCCUUCUGAAAGCUUGUCAAUCCUUUGCAUCUUCGCUGUGUUGGUCAAUGGUGCUACUGCUGAUCUUCAUCAUUGUGGGCGCCCUCGUCAUCGGGAACAUCCUACAGGAUUUCAUUCAAGAUCAGUCAGCGAAUCUGGACGACAGGCAGUGGGUCUGGCAUCACUACGGUACAGCUUAUCGCUCCUGGCUCACCCUGUACGAGGUGACAUUUGCUGGCAGCUGGCCGACGAGAACACGCCCGGUUUUGGACAAGGUCAGCCAGGGCUUUGCCAUCUUCUUCGUACUUUACAUCACGGUGAUUGCCUUUGCGCUGAUUCGCAUCAUCACUGCCAUCUUUCUCAAAGACACGCUCGAUGCCGCCAACAAUGACGCCGAAUUGCAAAUCAUGGAGAACAUGACACGGCGGGAAAAGUUCGUGCGCCACUUGCAAGGGAUCUUUCGGGCAAUCGACGACACAGGAGAUGGCAUGAUCACCCAGGAGCGACUAGAAAAAGUCCUCUCCAAUCCGAAGGUCAGGGCAUACUUCCAGACCUUGGACUUGGACAUAACGGAGAGCACGGCCCUGUUCCAUUUGCUGGAUGAUGGUGAUGGUGAAGUAACGCUUCACGAGUUUAUCUCUGGCAUCCUGAGAUGCAAAGGCCACGCACGUGCGAUAGACCAGGUGGCUUUGCACACAGACAUCAAGAUGUUGGACAAGAAGGUUUCCAGAUUGGGGGAGGCAUUGCUUUCUCGUUCUGGCCGCAGAUCCGAUGUCGCAUCAGCACGCCAUCGGCGAGACAGCCAUGCAGAACUACUCUGCAUGUUCAGUACCAAGAGCACCAGCAAGGAGCUCACGCUCUGA
Molecule: messenger RNA, 1725 nt
Organism: Symbiodinium sp. CCMP2456
Lineage: Eukaryota; Dinophyceae; Suessiales; Symbiodiniaceae
Source: the annotation of a GenBank genome assembly